AUGGCCCACCACGGCCCCCUCGCCGUCGCCGUUCUCCUGCUUCCUCUCGUCGUCGCCUCCGCGGCAACCGAUUUCGAUUUCUUCCACCACGUUCAGCAGUGGCCCGGCUCUUACUGCAACACAAACACAAAUGCCACCCGCUGCUUCCCGGGCGGCGAGAAGCCGGCCGCGGACUUCGGCAUCCACGGCCUCUGGUCAGAGUACGCCGCGUGCCGGCCCGACGCCGUGAACCCCCCAACAAGACCAGUUGCUGGCCGGACUCCUGCAACGCCACCGCUCCUCUCGACCUGUCGCAGGUACGUACACGGUGCACUACCAUUCAGUACCGGUGCACCCACAGAUAUCCUCGCACUCUGCACCAUCCACCAUGGCCAUGGUCUGACGGCACUCGGCACUCGCACUCUGCAGAUCAGGGACUUGGACAGCGACCUGCGCCGGAACUGGGGGACGCUGUCGUGCAAGAACAGGGACAACACGCAGUUCUGGAACCACGAGUGGAGCCGGCACGGCACCUGCUCUAACAUGGACCAGCACUCCUACUUCCUGGCCGCCCUGGAGCUCAAGGCCCGGUUCAACCUCACCCGCAUCCUGCUGGACGCCGGCGUCGUGCCGUCCGACGACAAGGAGUACUGCCUCCGCACCAUCCGGGACGCAGUGGCCGCGGCCACGGGCUCCGCGCCGAUGGUGGAGUGCAACCGCAACGAGCGCAACGAGACGCAGCUGUACCAGGUGUUCCAGUGCGUCGGCCUCGACGGACGGACGCUCGUCCACUGCCCACUGCCGGAGCAGCGCGGUGCACCGACAUGGUCAAGUUCCCACCGUUCUAGGCAUUUGGUUCUGUUGAUCUGCUUGAACGAAGCCGAGCUGAAUUUGCUCCGCAGCCAUUUUGACUGUACUGUACCAUUCUACGUCCACUAA
Molecule: messenger RNA, 918 nt
Organism: Miscanthus lutarioriparius
Lineage: Eukaryota; Viridiplantae; Streptophyta; Magnoliopsida; Poales; Poaceae
Source: the annotation of a GenBank genome assembly